Asparagus officinalis (garden asparagus) is the source of this 848-nucleotide messenger RNA. Its product is annotated as SOSS complex subunit B homolog. The transcript has 2 exons. Gene Ontology annotation, biological process: response to ionizing radiation; mitotic cell cycle checkpoint signaling; double-strand break repair via homologous recombination. Lineage: Eukaryota; Viridiplantae; Streptophyta; Magnoliopsida; Asparagales; Asparagaceae. Bases 343 to 759 code for a protein of 138 amino acids. The record is from RefSeq and is a predicted model, not a curated record. Gene Ontology annotation, cellular component: SOSS complex. Gene Ontology annotation, molecular function: DNA binding.
ACUUUGCCAUUUUGCAAUGGAAAACUCCUGAUUGAUUUUUGCCGUAUCUCGCUGCGAUCUCGCCGCAGCCUCCUCCUCUCUCUUAUCACCCCCUCGAAAUUCGCCCAAUUCUCAGAGCCCCAGCCUCAUCCCAAAACCCUAACCCUAAAUCUUGAAAUAUCUUCUCCUGCGAUCAGUUCGUGAAACCUGAACCUGGGGAGAAUUCAAGAUCGUCGAGAUCGGACCGUGGGGUUUUCUGACGUUGACGGGUAGGCUGAAGAAGUUGGCGCCUCGAUAUUGGGCUUGGGAUCCGUCGGGCUUCGAAGAGGCUUGCGAGCCUGACAAAUUUCAUUUGAGGCAACAAUGGCGCCCCUGAAAGACAUAGUCCCUGCAGCCACGAACACGGUGAACACUCGAUUCAUAGUCCUCGAAAAAAGCAACACAAUCCGAGAUGGCAAAGCGUCCACAUGCCUAUCUCUCGUCGCAGAUGAGACCGCAGCAGUUCACUUUCAAAUGUGGGGCGGCGAGUGCGACGCUUUUAUCCCCGGAGACAUAGUUCAACUCACCAACGGAAUCUUCUCCUACCACAAGAAUAACCUCGUGCUGAGAGCGGGCAGAAAGGGAAGGGCUGAGAAGAUCGGGGAGUUCACGAUGGUGUUCGUCGAGUCCCCUAAUAUGAGUGAGAUUCGAUGGAGUAGGGAUCCGAAGAAUCCUAAGAAGUUUGUGAAGGAGGAGGGCGUUGUUCCUGAUCGUUCUCGGAUCUUUACACCUUCGCCAUAAGCGGCUGUGUGUUUUGAGUUUUGUGUUCCGUCUUGAAUGUAUUGGUAAUGUAGUUGGUUGUAGCUUUUGAACAUGUAAAAAGUCCUCUG